GCGUAUGCAGAUGAUAUCUGCUAGCUGACAUAUUGGGAGUGCCUCUUCGACGUUAACGCAAUUUAAGACUUUACCAUGCGCGCGAAAAUGUGCUCCCGUCAUUGCUGCUACCCUGAUGAUAAUCAUAACAUGGGGUGAGCAUAAGUGAUGGUAAACGAAACACGGGACUACUUCAUACCUGUCCCUAAGUUAAGGAUACGUUACUGACAGAUCACAUGUACGUUUGGAUACUAUUUUUAAUGUGUGACUAUUAGGGCGCUGCUAUCGUUGGUCAAUGCGUGCCUAAUUGCCUCUAUGUACGUGUGUGUGUAAUCCUAUUUUUCUUUUUCAACAUCCUGUGACUCAAAAUGAAGCUAACGCCAGCAACGAUCAUAAGCGUAGUUUUCGCCGUUGCAUUCGUUUGCGAAAAGGCGGAUGCCCGAUUGUUUUGUCCACUUCGAUGCCGCUGCAACGAUGCCGAACUGACCGUGAACUGUCAGGAUGCAGCGCUAGACGUAUUCCCGCUUACGUUGCAUCCAAUGCUGAAGGAGAUUCGCCUGUCACGGAACAGCAUCGCGAAUAUCUUGUCGGCAUUUGGCGUCUACUCCGAGCUUGAAGUUCUCGAUCUCAGCACUAACCGAAUCUCGAAUCUGGGUGAGAGAAAUUUCGCGCUAGUGAAUCUUCGGGAACUGGAUCUAAGCUGCAACUUCAUCAAGGAGUUGUCGGUCGAUACGUUCCACGGUGCUGAGAGUCUGCAAAUACUCGUGCUCAAAAAGAACUCUCUCACGGAACUUCCUGCCAAUGUGUUCCAUGGACUACGCAGCCUUGAGAUUGUUGACCUCUCGAACAAUCAUAUUUCGACCAUCAGUCCGGCAGCUUUCGCUGGUCUAGAUAAAAUCAAGCGUCUCGUGCUGCGCGCUAAUCACUUCCGAUCUGUUCCCACAGAAUCGUUUAUCUAUCUCAGCAGUCUGCGGAGUCUGGAUCUGGGCUCAAAUGCGCUGUCUAUGCUAGACCAGGCAGCCUUCUACCAUCUGCAAAACCUUGAAGAACUCGAGCUGGACAAGUGCGGCAUCGCUCAAGUGGAUCCUGGAACUUUCAUGGAGCUCAAUAGGCUAAAAUCGCUUAACCUGCAGUACAACAAUAUCCAGAGCUUCCCCGCAGCAGUUAGUUCGAUUGAGAAGCUUCAAGAAUUGAAUAUUGGCGGAAAUCUCAUCGCCAGACUGAGUUCGAAGGACCUGAGACAGUCAUACCGACUGAAAAAGAUCACCAUCAGUCACUCCGAGAUGCUAGAACGAAUCGACGAGGAUGCAUUUGCAGCCAACCUCGAUCUUGAAGAGGUCAUCUUUGAGUUCAACAUGCAGCUCGAACGAAUUCCUACGAAUCUGUUCGGCCGCCUGCCUAAUCUUCGGCGGGUCAGUUUGCGUGGCAACAGCAUCCGUACAAUCGACUCCCAUACGCUACCGGUGGAGCUCCUUGCCUCAUUCGACCUGACCAAGAAUCCGCUCGAGUGCAACUGCGAACUGCAAUGGCUGUGGCGGUACCUCCAGUCAGAUUAUCUCUCGUCCAUGACAAACGGUACCUCGAUGAUCCGUUGCGCCGGGCCAGAACCGCUGCACUCAGAGUUGCUUAUGAAUCUUGACGAAAGUGAUCUGAACUGUGCUGGCGACCCGAAACGCGGCUUGCUUGUCGGCGGAUUAACUAUCUUCUGCGCGAUUUUGCUUGCGGUCGGCGGCGUACUCCUGUGGUACAGACGGCGUUCGCCUCCAAAUCAAAUAACGCAUUCACAGGAUCCUGUUAAGGCGCUGAAGCAGCUCGAGAAUGGCACAGUAUCAGUGUAUGCACAGUACCAGGACAGCCGAUACCCAUAUGUGCUCCAACCAACAAGAAUUCCAACAUUACCAACUCCGAACAUGGGCUACGCCGGACUUACCCCGAAAAGUUAUCCCUCGACGCGAGAGCUCUUUCCGCAAACGAGAAAUUCUGCCGGUAGCAACAUUAACAACAAUCACAUCGGUGUUGUCAUGCCACACAGUCAAGGCAACGUGUGUAUCGACACAUCAAACCACGCCUACCAGACGCUUGGGUCGGCGCUAUCGAGCGGCAGUAGUGAAUGCGAAUCGGCGAAGUACUUCACGCUGGAUGGCCGGGGCGAUCAGCAAUCUAGCCUAUAUGUGUAAAUGGUUAUAUUAUGUACAGAUAUUAUGUAUAGAGAGUUAUAGAAGGGACAGGGAAGCUCGCACUCCAGGUCUAUGCUGUAUUGGUCGAUUUGGCUGUCGGCCAAGGUGGAAAGUGGUAGCGCACACUUUUACUCUUCUAAAUAGAAAAGACAUAUUAUUGUCGUCGGCGUGUUGAGCUUGUGUAAAAACUCUUAAGGGGCUUGUAGCCACUGAUGUCGUGCAUAGCAACAAAAAGCUGACACGGAAUCCAGCGAAUCCCAUGGCUGUUAUUUGAGGGUGCGGACUGUAAAAAACGAUAGGUAACGUUAUUAUGUAAAUAUGCAGAUACAGGAAGCGAUGAGCAAAGAUAAAUUAAAUAAUGGAUUAGAAGAUGCGGAUAGAGCAUCUUGCAGACGUGAUGUCCACACUGUGAUCUCGAGCCGAUCUCGAUAACAAUAAUAGCUUAAGAAAAUAAAAAUAUUUAAGUAAAUGUAUCAAAGUAAAUGCAAAAUAAACAAUUAAAGAGACAAAAAAAACUUAAAGAUAAAGUACUGGAGAGUAAAAAAUUACAAGUGGCGUUUUUUCUCUAUUCGCCUUGACAUCUCUGUGUAUACGUAUCACACAGUUUUAAUAGGAUAUUCGUUUAUUUAAUCACACCUUCUUUUUAGAGCUAUAUACCGUUGCUUUGUUAUGAUGGCUUUUCUCUGCUCCCUUUCCAGUCCAUAUGCAUUGCAUCCAACAUAAACAACUGAUAAUACGAUACGAAAAAAUCAUAGCAAAUGAUUUAAUAUACCGGAACGUACAACAAAAUACGCUUGUUAGUCAGCUAAUAAGAGAUGCAGAUAAUGAGGUAAAACAGCAAACCGAAAUUUACAAAUAAAGUAG
Varroa destructor (honeybee mite) is the source of this 3020-nucleotide messenger RNA. RefSeq lists its product as uncharacterized. Gene Ontology annotation, molecular function: protein binding. Lineage: Eukaryota; Metazoa; Arthropoda; Arachnida; Mesostigmata; Varroidae. Gene Ontology annotation, cellular component: plasma membrane. The record is from RefSeq and is a predicted model, not a curated record.